AUGUACUUCCCUACGAUGAUGAGGAGCCUAGUCUUCCUAGGUCUAAUCGCCUUUGCUUUCGGGAACUCACAAGAGGAAUUCUCGGGGGCCAGUGUAACCGAUGGCAAGAUGGGACCUGCUGCUUUUAUGUGGCCUCCUGACAGGGUAUGGUCUGGGGACAUUGAUAACCAGCCUCCCUGUGGAUCACACGAAUCAGUUGGCAACCGAACUAAUUUCCCCAUCACGGGUGGCGCGAUUGCACUGGUCGCCCAAGAUGACUAUUAUGAUGCAAAGAUCAGUAUCUCUUACUCUGAUGAUCCAAAAUCCAACGAUGAUUUCAACACCCUCCUUCAGACCAAGGAGAUAUCUGAUCUUAACCCAGGCCACACCUGCGUGAACCUCACCGGAAUUUCCUCAUCAGUCAAGGCUGGCGACAAGGCGACGUUCCAGAUUGUCUACCGUGCUGACUGGGACGCGCCGCAUAACCAGACCUUUUACGCUUGCUCCGAUAUCACCUUUGUAAAUGCGGCCGAUUUCAAAUUCCGAAUCCCUUGUUUCAAUGCUACUGAGCCCGGACAAGAUGAUAAGAAGAAGAGUGGUGUUACUGCCAACCCUAGUGCUACUGGUAUCCAUAAGCCAACUUUAUCAGGAAGCUCAGAGGAUCAAUCCUCAUCUUCUGGUUCUGGUUCCUCCGGUGGUUCUCAGCUCAGCGGUGGGGCGAUUGCAGGUAUCGUUGUCGGCAGUGUGGCUGGUGUAGGACUGGUCAUUGGUGCAGCUGCCUUGCUCUGGCGUCGUCGCCAAAAGGCGCAGCUUAGGGAGCGCAUCAGGCGGGUCGAGAACGGCGCUCACGGUGAAUCCGGUAAGCCCUAUGGUUCUCAGGCUAGUAUUUGA
Molecule: messenger RNA, 870 nt
Organism: Clonostachys rhizophaga
Lineage: Eukaryota; Fungi; Ascomycota; Sordariomycetes; Hypocreales; Bionectriaceae
Source: the annotation of a GenBank genome assembly